GGUGUGAUUGAGGCGGCGGUGCACAACAGUGUUUAUCCGCGGACUGUAUAGCCAACCGUCAGGGUCGCAAGUAGUGGUGCCUACGCAGGUUUUCUUUUUACUUUCUGAAAUGUCUUGUUUAAGCCGUUGAUUCAUUCAUACUUAUUUAAAUACCGAAAGUCUGUCUGCCUGAAAGUCGGAAUAUUGGGCUGCCUCGUUCAGGGCCGGACGCUUACCCAACCUACUUGGAGCUUCAGAACCAUGGCGACAAAGGAGGCAGGAGAUGGUGAAGCAGAGUGGAGCCUUCCCUCAGCCAAUGGGAGGAAGCAAAUGUCUGAAAAACCAAACUAUGCUCUUAAAUUUACUCUCGUGGGACAUACGGAAGCAGUAUCAUCAGUUAAAUUUAGCCCUAAUGGAGAAUGGCUAGCAAGUUCUUCUGCUGAUAAAGUAAUUAUAAUUUGGGGAGCCUAUGAUGGAAAGUAUGAGAAAACACUUUAUGGUCACAGUCUGGAAAUAUCAGAUGUUGCCUGGUCAUCAGAUUCCAGUUGGCUUGUUUCUGCCUCAGAUGAUAAAACGCUAAAGAUUUGGGAUGUGAGAUCUGGAAAAUGUCUGAAAACGCUAAAGGGGCACAGUAAUUACGUUUUUUGCUGUAAUUUCAACCCACCAUCUAAUCUCAUCAUUUCAGGAUCUUUUGAUGAGAGUGUGAAGAUAUGGGAGGUGAAAACAGGAAAGUGCCUCAAGACUUUGUCUGCUCAUUCUGACCCAGUUUCUGCUGUUCAUUUUAAUCGUAGCGGGUCCUUGAUAGUAUCAGGUAGCUAUGAUGGUAUCUGUAGAAUUUGGGAUACUGCAUCAGGUCAGUGUUUAAAAACACUUAUUGAUGAUGAUAACCCUCCUGUCUCUUUUGUAACAUUUUCUCCAAAUGGUAAAUAUAUUCUAAUUGCAACCUUGGACAAUACUCUUAAACUGUGGGAUUACAGCAGAGGCAGAUGCCUGAAAACGUACACUGGCCAUAAGAAUGAGAAAUACUGCAUAUUUGCCAACUUUUCAGUUACUGGUGGAAAGUGGAUUGUAUCUGGUUCAGAAGAUAAUCUGGUUUACAUCUGGAAUCUUCAGACUAAAGAGAUUGUACAGAAAUUACAAGGUCAUACAGAUGUUGUAAUCUCAGCAGCUUGUCACCCUACAGAAAACAUCAUUGCAUCAGCAGCAUUAGGAAAUGACAAAACAAUUAAACUGUGGAUGAGUAACUACUAAACCUUUUAGAAAUCAAGUAGUAGAGCCAAGCUGGAAAAAAAAAAAAGUUAUUUGAAAAGAUGGUUUCCCCUUCAUUUUGGCAUAGUUUUUUAUUUCUUUUUAACAUUGUCUUACAAGAUUUCAGACCUAUAAUCUAAAUUUGUAAAGCAAGACAACUGGAAAAACAAGUCUAGAACCUAGGGCUUCUGACUUUUAAUCUGUUAUUAAUCUCUUAUGUCUGUUCCUGAACAGAUUCCCAUUCUGUUCCUCCCAGUGAGUAUUUUAGAGAAUCAGUGUACUUGAGAAAUAUUUAGAAGUAAGGUUCACAAGAUAGGAUGACUAUUAAGUGAGGAGAGCAAGGGAGUUUGGAAUAACUCCAGUGUUUCUGAUUUGGCAGAUCAGAUAGAUGAGUAAGAGCAUAAGCCUGGGAUAGUGGUAGAUUGGAGAUGUAUGAUAGAUGCUACUCACACACUUUAAGUGAUACCCUAUGUGAUGGGGCAUGAAAUGGUUCCAUGGAAUCGAGUCUAUAAAUUGGGAAAAAUAAGUCAUGGUUAGGUUUGCUCUGAGAGUCUAAGAAUUUUAAGUUUUUAUCAAGAUAAAAACUAAAAAUAAACCAAAACAUUAUGUCAUUUUACUGAAGAACCUCUCACUACUUUAUGUGCCCUCGUGAUUAUCAAGCAAGCUAAAUGUCUGAAUGAGGUGAGGCUAUAUUCUCUUCCACUAUGUGUCUGACCUACUAACUCCUACCUGUGCUUCAAACGUGGUUCAGAAAUCACCACUUUGUGGACCAUCACUGCCUGCCUGACUCCAAUCACAGCUGACAGCUGAGUUAGGCUUUCUUGUUCCUUCCUAUAGCUUCUGUUAUAAAGUUCAGAAUAUAUCUUUUACCAAUUUGUAUUGUAAUGGUUUCACAGACCAUGUUUCCAGUAAAUUAUGAACUCUGUCAA
Molecule: messenger RNA, 2156 nt
Organism: Leopardus geoffroyi (Geoffroy's cat)
Lineage: Eukaryota; Metazoa; Chordata; Mammalia; Carnivora; Felidae
Gene: WDR5B
Product: WD repeat domain 5B
Exons: 2
Coding region: 241-1230 (329 amino acids)
Cellular component (GO): Set1C/COMPASS complex
Molecular function (GO): histone binding
Source: RefSeq, a predicted model, not a curated record